CCCUCCCGCACCCGGUCCUUCCAUUUGCCCCAAACGACAGGGCCCAUCGGGCGGUCCAUUCUCCGGCCGCCUCUCCCCGGCCUCAGCGCUCGGCAGCGGCGGCCUCAGGAUGAAGCAGCAAAGGCGGCGAAGGCGGCGGCUGUGAAAGAUGGUGGAUGUUGAUGUUUCUGCUGGUGGAGAUAGCACCAGGAGAAAAAUGGAGGCCCUGACAGACAGUGCAGUUGAAAUUGUCCCUUCUGAGCUCUAUGAUUCAGCCAGGGCGAAAAUAGCUGCUAAUUUACAAUGGAUCUGUGCUAAAGCCUAUGGAAUAGAUAAUAUCCCAGAAGAUUUAAAAGAUCCAUUUUACAUAGACCAGUAUGAACAGGAACAUAUUAAACCACCUGUUAUCAAGCUUUUGCUGUCCAGUGAGUUAUAUUGUCGGGUCUGUAGCCUCAUUUUGAAAGGUGACCAGGUAGCAGCAUUAAAAGGACAUCAGUCUGUUGUUCAGGCCUUGUCUCGGAAAGGAAUUUAUGUAAUUGAGAGUGAUGACACACCAGUAACUGAAUCUGACCUCAGUUGUGCACCUAUAAAAAUGAGUUCACAUAUGGCUAUGAUUGAUGCUUUAAUGACAGCCUACACUAUAGAAAUGAUCAGCAUUGAAAAAGUAGUUGCCAGUGUCAAACGCUUUUCUACAUUCAGUGCCUCAAAAGAGCUUCCAUAUGAUCUGGAGGAUGCAAUGGUUUUCUGGAUUAACAAGGUGAACCUGAAAAUGAGGGAGAUAACAGAGAAAGAGGUAAAAUUAAAGCAGCAGCUGUUAGAGAGCCCAGCUCACCAAAAGGUUCGAUACCGACGAGAGCAUCUUUCGAAUAGACAAUUACCAUACUUUCCAUUGGUGGAAGAUCUUAUGAAAGAUGGCAGUGAUGGUGCUGCUCUUUUAGCUGUGAUACACUAUUAUUGUCCAGAACAAAUGAAAUUAGAUGAUAUAUGUUUGAAGGAAGUAACAUCAAUAGCUGACAGUUUAUACAAUAUUCAGCUUCUGAGAGAAUUCUCAAAUGAAUACCUAAACAAAUGCUUUUAUCUCACCUUAGAAGACAUGCUGUAUGCUCCUUUAGUGUUAAAGCCAAAUCUUAUGGUUUUUAUUGCGGAAUUAUUCUGGUGGUUUGAGAAUGUAAAGCCAGAUUUUGUACAACCAAGGGAUGUUCAAGAAGUAAAAGAUGCUAAAACAGUUUUACAUCAAAAAAGCAGCCGCCCUCCUGUUCCUAUUUCCAAUGCAACUAAACGAAGUUUCAUGUCAAGCCGUACUUCUGGCCAAGCAGAUAUGCAGCCUCCAGUUCAGCUGCCACCAGAAGCUUGCAACAGGUAUUACCUGCACCCUGAAGAAUCUGACUAUCUUGGGAAAGGGAGUCCUGCCUUUAGCCCAUCUCAUCCUUUAUUGCCAUUGAGACAGAAACAACAGAAAACAAUACAGGGGGAGGACAACCAGGAUCAACGUCAUCGUUCUAAUUCAUUAACUCGAGUUGACGGACAGCCACGUAGUGCAAUCAUUGCAUGGCCAGAAAAAAGGCCCAGGCCUCUGUCUCAGCCAACACCAUUUGCUCUUCACCAUGCUACAAGUAGUGAUGUGGAUCCUGGUUCUGGUGAUAGUAUUAGCUUGGCUCGAUCGAUUAGCAAAGAUAGUUUAGCAUCUAAUAUUGUUAGCCUCACCCCCCAAAAUCAACCUCACACCACGGCUAUUAAGACUAAUGGGAAAAGCUUGCUGAAUAAUGUUGAUAUUGAAGAUGAAGAUGAAGAACUUGUGGCAAUAAUUAGAGCAGAUGAAAUUCCAAGCUGUGGUGACUUAGAAUUGCAAAGUACAUCUUCCAGGGCCUCAAGUUUAAUGGCAAGUUCUCGGUCUCCUAAAAGACAAGUGGAAUCCCUAGAAAGUAAACCUGAUAGUUUUUUUUUAGAGCCUUUAAUGCCUGCAGUACUUAAACCAGCAAAAGAAAAACAGCUUAUUAAUAAAGAAGAUGAAUGUGGAGAAGGGAAGCAAAGAAGUUUUUUGUCUAAAAGACUUAGUGAAGGACAUCAGCUGUUGGGACGGAAGAAAGUUAAUAGCAAUCAUGUUGAUCAUGAUAUGAAUAGGACUUUUACUCCAAUUUCUAGUUCAGAAUUUCCUACAGCUAUAGAUUCUGCUGCUACUGAUUCAGUAGGUUUGGGACUUCUGUCAGCAGAGGUUUCAUUAGAAACAUGCAGGUCAUUGGCUAGUGGUGGUUUAGAUCAGCUAUCUCAGGAACAAUCUGCUGAAGGCUUCUUUCUUCAUGUUUCCAAAGCUGAUGAAGAUACAGAAGGUAGAAUAAAUGAUAGCAGUGCAAAAAGUACAGAUCCACAUGGUCUAGAAACAACAUGGACUAUAAUUAGGCAAGAUUCUGACUCAGAUAUCCUGGAUCUAGAGGAAGCUGAACAGGAUUUAAUUGGAGAGGGCCCCCCUUUAGUCAUUACUAAAUAUAUUGGUGAGGAAGAGUCUGCAAAACUACAAGAGGACAUGAAGGUUAAGGAGCAUGAAGAUAAAGAUGAUGCAAGUGGACGUUCAAGUCCAUGCUUAAGUACCAUCUCUCAAGCUAGCAGUGUGUCUAUGGCUAGUGGAAGUGUUAGGAUGACCAGUUUUGCAGAACGAAAACUCCAGAGACUUAACAGCUAUGAAGCAAAGUCUAGUACAAGCAGUUCCCAGAAAACUACACCUGAUGCAUCAGAGAGCUGUCCAGCACCACUAACUACAUGGAAACAAAAGAGAGAGCAGAGCCCUAACAGGCAAAACAAAGAUCAUGCUAAUCUCUUGGCUUCUGAGCUGGUUCAGCUUCAUAUGCAAUUGGAGGAAAAACGCAGAGCAAUAGAGGCACAAAAGAAGAAAAUGGAGGCAUUGUCAGCAAGGCAGCGACUCAAGUUAGGUAAAGCAGCCUUCCUUCAUGUAGUUAAGAAGGGGAAGACUGACAUUGUUCCGCAACCACUUAAACCAGAACAUUUUCCAAAAGAAUAUUCUCGGCACAAUGGAGAAGAAUUGGAUGAUGGAAUUUCUAAAGGUGAAGACUUUCUUGUAAAAGAAGAGGAUAAAGAAGAUCUCCUUAGUGAUUCUCAAGAAAUGGCAAAAAUAAAGAUCCAGGAAAAUGUGGCUUUUGUUCAGCACAAAACAAAAGACGCUGCUGCUAUACACGAAUUAGAGAAAAGUAAGAUGCUCUCUGCUGCUCUUUUAGAAGAUAAUGUUGGUGAAGUUGUAGAUAUAAAUGAAUGUGAUGUUUCCAUUGAAAAGCUAAAUGAAACUAUUAGUACACUUCAGCAAGCUAUAUUAAAGAUUUCUCAACAGCAAGAACAGCUUCUUAUGAAAUCUCCUACAGUACCAACACCAAGUACUAGAAAUAAUUCCCAGGACCAAAAGGUAAAGCCAUCAAUUCAUUUUGUUGAGCCCCUCUCUCCAACUGGAAUGAACAGUCAUCGUAAACCCCCUCGUCUUGGUCAAGGACGAAGUCCUCGAUCAGCACGACCAGCUGAGCUAAAAGUUGCUAAAGAUAAACAGCAAAGUUCUUCCCGUAUUAAAACUCCAACGCCAAGUGUAGAAACUGCGCCUCACUUAAGACCUUUUCCUCCUAAUAAUCAUCCCAGAACACCCACAGAAACAUGUUUGGAAAGUGCCACAAGCCAUGGAAAUGAUUCUCAAGAAAAGUUUUUCUUUGAUAGUUAUAGGCUUCAUGAUGAGAGUAACCAGAGGACAUUUGUUUUGUCUGCUUCCAAAGAUGCAAACAUUAUUUCUGAACAAAUAAGCAAGGAAGUUUUGAAUAAUAGCGUAAAAGAAACAGGGAUAAAUUCUUCAGAUGUCUCAGGAAAAGAAAAUGUUCCUGUAGAAGAACCACUAAGGAGCAAGGGUAGUCUCAUUGAAGUAGACCUGUCAGACCUGAAAGCACCAGAUGAAGAAGGAGAAAUGGAAAGCCAUGAUAGCUCUUUAGAUUUAAUUAGUGAGUGUGAUCAGAAGCCUGGUGUAGGCUUUUUCUUUAAGGAUGAACAAAAAGCAGAAGAUGAAUUAGCCAAGAAACGGGCUGCAUUCCUUUUAAAACAGCAACGCAAAGCUGAAGAAGCUCGUGUACGGAAGCAGCAGCUAGAAGCUGAAGUUGAACUGAAAAGAGAUGAAGCCCGGCGGAAAGCUGAAGAGGACCGGAUACGAAAAGAGGAGGAAAAAGCUCGACGGGAACUCAUUAAACAGGAAUAUUUGAGAAGAAAACAACAACAGAUUUUAGAAGAGCAGGGACUUGGUAAACCAAAAUCAAAACCGAAAAAACCACGGCCAAAAUCUGUUCAUCGGGAGGAGUCAUAUAGUGAUUCAGGAACCAAAUGUUCUUCAACCCCUGAUAAUUUAAGUAGUGCCCAAUCUGGCUCCAGCCUGUCUUUGGCAUCAGCAGCAACAACAGAACCUGAAAGUGUUCAUUCUGGUGGAACUCCUACUCAGCGAGUUGAAUCCAUGGAAUCUUUGCCAAUCUUAAGCAGGAAUCCUAGCAGGAAUACAGAAAGAGAUUGGGAAAAUGCUUCUACGGCAUCUUCAAUUGCAUCUGUGGCAGAAUACACAGGUCCCAAACUCUUUAAGGAGCCUAGUAGCAAGUCAAAUAAACCAAUUAUUCAUAAUGCUAUAUCCCAUUGCUGUUUGGCUGGAAAAGUAAAUGAACCACACAAGAAUUCAAUACUGGAGGAAUUGGAGAAGUGUGAUGCCAACCACUACAUUAUACUAUUUCGUGAUGCUGGAUGCCAGUUUAGGGCACUUUAUUGCUACUACCCUGAUACUGAAGAAAUCUACAAGCUAACAGGCACUGGGCCAAAGAGCAUCACUAAGAAAAUGAUUGACAAGCUUUAUAAAUAUAGCUCAGACAGAAAACAGUUUAACUUGAUUCCAGCCAAAACCAUGUCUGUCAGUGUGGAUGCUCUCACCAUUCAUAACCAUUUGUGGCAACCCAAGCGGCCAACAGUGCCAAAGAAGACUCAAACUCGUAAAUGACAUUGGUUUUGGGGACAAAUAUCUGAGGGGAUUGUGCUGAAAGAAGAAUAUUUACCACUUUCUUCAAUUUGGGUACGAAAUGUGCAAAACCGUAAAACUUUUUAAAGAGGCUUCUAGAUAAAAUCAAUCUUCCCCCUCAACACACACACACACACACACACACACACACACACACACACACACACACACACACACACACACACACACGUUAAAAAGAAUGAAGGAACAAUGCCAGUGUUUUUUAAUGACUCAAAUCUGCUGUUAUAUUUAAUGCUAACUACUGAAGCUUUCAAAUGAGGGACUGUGCAUGUAGCAAGAUCUUUAACCAGUGAAUUUCCUUUUACUUGAAGUUCUCUAUUGGUACAAAUUGGAAACGAUUUAAUUUGCUUUUCUUGCCUUCUCCUCUUCCACUUCACAGUGGAAGAACUGAGAAUUGAUCUUGGGUCAUGAGUUUCUGAAUGUGUAUAGGAAAAGAAAUUCUUAUUUGGGGACUUUAUUUUUCUUUUGAAGAAUUGUAUGAUAUAUGAUUGUAUCUACUGCCAACAUUUAAUCCAAGUUUUCAGAUUUAUGGAAAAAAAAACCCCCAAUUUAUGUGGCUCAGAAAAAAAAGUUUAUUGACAAUAUUAGUUAACAAAAAGCACUGAAAGAUUGCAAAGUCUGUCUAAAAUAUCGUUUAUAGAUUUAGAGAUGACAAUUUCUGGAACACAAUCAUGAGGACGCAAAAAAUCAUAGGUGCUAUAAACUAGUACUUGCUUAGUAGGCAAGAUGAAUGAAAACCGUUAUCAUUGACAAAGUUUUGGGUAUAGUGUUCUAAUGAUUUGUUAACUUUAUUAAAGACAUAUUUUGGCAAAAGAAUACUUUCACUCUGAGCACGUUCCUCGUAUAAGAUGGUGCACUUAAGAUCUUAAGUCCUUUUACUGUUUUUAUUGUCAUGACAUGUAAUUCUAUUUGCUUUGUCCUGUCUUUAUUCUGAAGGAGCAGCAUGCUCUGAACAGAGUAUGUGCAAUUUUUUACUAAUAUUAAUUUAGGGUGAUAAAGUAAUUUUGUUUUGUCUUAUUUAAAAAUUUUAAAGCAGAGUUGCUGUUGUUUCAAAAGUCUGGAUAAAUGAAACGGCUUUGGAUUCUUUUCAUGUUGAAAUAUUAAAUCUUUAGUUAUGACCCUAAAUAUGUGUUUUUCCAGCAGAUUCAAAUCAUUUGGGAGAGUAAACUUGUAUUUUGAUUUCCUUCUUUAUGCACUUACAGUUCCCUUCAGCACUUGUGUUUUCACGUGUACAUCUAGAGCUCUGUAGUUGAAGCCUAUUUAAUCGUUAACUGGUUGCUAUGACAUCUUGAUUUGACACUAUUGCCUGAAGGCAUUUGUUAGGUUUGCACAUGUUUACUUGGAAGUGUUACUUGGAUAUAUGUAUAUCUAUCUUGUACUGAAGAGGGCACUGUAGAACAAUAGAAGGAAAAAAAACUCUAAAAUA
This is a messenger RNA of Phascolarctos cinereus (koala), 6455 nucleotides long. NCBI's taxonomy places the organism in Eukaryota, Metazoa, Chordata, Mammalia, Diprotodontia, Phascolarctidae. The record is from RefSeq and is a predicted model, not a curated record.